AUGCAUCCCUCUAAUUCUGAGGGAUCUUCUGAACAAUCACAGACUGUUACUCCAGAUGUCCAUUUGAGAUCUCGCAGAGCAGAGAAAUCAACAGAUCCACCUAAUCCCGAGAGGUCCUCUUCAAGCCAAGAAGGAGAUUACACGGGAGAGUGCCCAUUGUCGUGUUUGGGGUGCGGGAAAUCUUUUAAGCUGAGAUCCGAACUUCUCAUACAUCUCAGAUCUCACACGCGGGUGACUUUUACAUGUUCAGAGUGCGGGAAAUCGUUCAAUGAAAAAGACCAGUUUCUUGCCCACCAGAAAAGUCACAAAGCUGAGCGCCCUUAUGCUUGUUCAGAGUGCGGGAAAAGUUUUACUGAGAAAAGUGUACUUCACACGCACCAGAGAAUCCACACGGAUUGCGGGAAAAGCUUUACUCACAAAGGAAACCUAAUUACGCACCAGAGAAUUCACACAGGUGAAUUUCCUUUCUCAUGUUCGGAGUGCGGAAAAUGUUUCACCCAGAAAGUACACCUCCUAAAACACCAGAGAAUUCACACGGGGGAGCGUCCUUUCGCCUGUCCAGAGUGUGAUAGUUUCUACUGGAACAUCUCUAGUGGCCACUCGGAUGAGAAGUCUCUGGUGGAUCUUCUACGAAGGAACAGCCCAUGGGCCACCUUGUAG
This is a messenger RNA of Nanorana parkeri, 660 nucleotides long. RefSeq names its product gastrula zinc finger protein XlCGF7.1-like. Gene Ontology annotation, molecular function: DNA-binding transcription factor activity, RNA polymerase II-specific; RNA polymerase II cis-regulatory region sequence-specific DNA binding. Gene Ontology annotation, biological process: regulation of transcription by RNA polymerase II. NCBI's taxonomy places the organism in Eukaryota, Metazoa, Chordata, Amphibia, Anura, Dicroglossidae. The record is from RefSeq and is a predicted model, not a curated record. The coding region runs from base 1 to 660 and encodes 219 amino acids. The transcript has 3 exons.